Molecule: messenger RNA, 2001 nt
Organism: Trichoderma atroviride IMI 206040
Lineage: Eukaryota; Fungi; Ascomycota; Sordariomycetes; Hypocreales; Hypocreaceae
Source: RefSeq, a predicted model, not a curated record
AUGAUGCUCGCCAGACUAUUGAUGCGACCAGCAGCCUCGGUCCUUACAUCUAGCACUCUUGAUCGACUGAGCAAACAGCGGCAAUUCCCGAUAUCUGUCACGAAUGUUCCGAGGCAGCGCAGCUACGCGAAUAAGCACGCAGAAUCCGCAGCGAAGAAAGGGAAGAAGAAGAAGAAAGGGAAGAAGAAGGGGGCGGUGGAGGCCAAGCCUGAACAGACAACACUAUCGAGCAUAUUAGCCGAGGCGAAUGCCUUGCUAGGGAAACUGAAUAGAGUCAAAGCUGUGCCAGUCGAAGCUGUGCCAGUCGAAGCUGUGCCAGUCGAAGCUGUGCCAGUCGAAGCUCUGCCAGUCGAAGCUCCCCCAAAGGACGCGACAGAAGAACAAAGCCCUCCCUUAUCAGCUGAGCAAGAAGCCCUGGUCUCACUGGCAUUAGAAGGCCACAACAUAUUUUAUACGGGCUCUGCCGGCUGUGGAAAAUCUACAGUUUUGAAAGCCAUUCGAGAUCGCUUUCAAGCAAAGGGUCAAGAUGUCCAUGUUUUGGCCCCAACAGGCAAGGUGGCACUCGUCAACGGAGGCAGAACAACAUGGUCUUUUGCUGGCUGGACGCCCAACUCGCACAAAAUGAGCUUAUCUGAAUUGACAAAUCCUGAUUCUGGACGCAACAUCUCGUUAUUCGAGCGGCUGGAAGAUGUCGAGAUAAUUAUUAUUGAUGAGAUAAGCAUGGUUGAAAACGUACACUUUGGACGACUGAAUGAACUCAUGAAGGCUGUGAAGGAGUCUCCUCUUCCGUUGGAGGCAUUCAGAUCAUCGUCACGGGAGACUUUUGCCAGUUACCACCUCUACCGAUCAAAGGCAUAUUCAUGCUUGAAUCGGAAAUGCAAUGUCGAUGUCUAUCACCAAUAUGACAAAUGGGUCUUCAAAAGCAAAGCGUGGCAAGAAUGCAACUUUCGCAACGUCUACCUUGCCACCGUCUACAGACAGACAGAUCCUGCCUUUAUUGAUUUGCUACAAAAGUGUCGACUCGGAUUGCAGCUUGAUGACACCGAUGUAAAGCUUUUAACCAGCCCUGACGGCAAAACGGACAGCCACCCAGUGAAGCUUUUCCCGACACGAGCAGAGGUACGAGAGGUCAAUGAUGCAGAAUUUCGCCAGCUGCAUACUCCUCCGCAAAUAUACAAAAGUAUGGAUAUAUUCUGCUGGAACAAAGAGAAGCACCGACACUUGGAGGACAAGCGCGAAAGAGCUGCCGAUGGCUCUCUAAAAGCACUGAGUGACCAUAAUUUCGAAGUCGAACUUCACCUGAAAGAAGGCAUGCAAGUAUUGUUGCUGCACAAUAUUGAUCUCGGUAGAGAGUUAUGCAAUGGCACCCAGGGGGAAAUUACUGGGUUUGAGCCCUUUGGGAAGAUUCUACCUGAAAUCUCUCUGUAUGGAGAACAUCUACCUGUACAUAUGUCAGGACUCUAUGAGAAAGAAGAAGUGAUUCGAGAAUUCAUACGCAGAUGCCGCAAGGCCGGAGGCUGGCCGAUUGUCAAAUUCCACAAUGGCAUGACCAAGACAAUUUAUCCCGUUUGCCAAUCUCUGCUUCUAGGAGAGGAGCGGCCGUACUCACUCAUGGGCAGGAUACAGAUCCCGCUAACUGCUGCUUGGGCUCUAAGCAUUCACAAAUCUCAGGGAAUGACGCUCAAUAGCGCUGUGGUGAGCAUAGGGAAAGCAUUUGAAGAAGGGCAGAUCUAUGUAGCUCUGUCGAGGGUAAAGACAUUGGCGGGGUUGAAGGUGGAAGGGGAUUUGUCCCCGUUGCGGAAAUUUAAGGGAGAUAGAGUGGUGCUUAAGUGGCUAAAGAAGACAUUUGGAGAGAAAGUUGUGAUAGGAAAAAAUGUUUAAGAGCCGAUCGGUUUUAUGUCGUUACUUCGGCUAUGGACUACUUUGACAGGGAUAUAAGUUUCACUAUUAGAUUGAAGACAAUCUAUAAGCAAUAUAAGAGUCGAUAUUAUAUAUUUUGAG